Molecule: messenger RNA, 1899 nt
Organism: Saccharomyces kudriavzevii IFO 1802
Lineage: Eukaryota; Fungi; Ascomycota; Saccharomycetes; Saccharomycetales; Saccharomycetaceae
Gene: GRC3
Product: polynucleotide 5'-hydroxyl-kinase
Exons: 1
Coding region: 1-1899 (632 amino acids)
Biological process (GO): cleavage in ITS2 between 5.8S rRNA and LSU-rRNA of tricistronic rRNA transcript (SSU-rRNA, 5.8S rRNA, LSU-rRNA)
Cellular component (GO): nucleus
Molecular function (GO): polynucleotide 5'-hydroxyl-kinase activity
Source: RefSeq, a predicted model, not a curated record
AUGGUGACAAAUUCCAAACAAGACUUGCCUCGAUAUAGUAAGGGCUCAGGCUCAGACUCAGGCUCAGACUCAGAUUCAAGCAGUAGUUCUAAGGUGCAGUUUUCAUUAACUCCAUCUUCAAAAAGUGCAACUGUAGUUCUUAAUAGUGAAGAAUAUGAGGACGAUGAUGCUGUGGACGAUCUGGACAAAGAAUUGGCCAAUAAUAUAUUCUAUACCGGGGAUGAAGAUGAAACCAUGUUUGUAGGGUUGAAAGAAAGACAAAAAUUGCAUUUAUCUGGUGUUUUUCGCUUACAAAUAGUAAAGGGUGGUAUUGUUUACAACAAUGUGCACUAUAAUGCCUCUAAAGAGAUUUUAAAUUUCUGGCACCCGUUAUCACAAUCUAUACCUACUAUAGACUUUUCGCAUUUUGCAGGUUGGCAAGAUACAAUUUUCAUGCCGAGAAACAAUAGGUUUAACAUCAAAGGGGAGGAAUUCAAGCCAUUCCCGUGUGUUCUUCGUGUCUUUAAUUCAAACCACAAGGGCCUGUUAGAAGUUGGCCACUUAUACCGCGAUGUUAAUUAUCUUUGGAAACCAAAGGAAUCUUAUUUUCCACCAAACGAAAGGGCGACAUAUCAUUUAUUGCACGAAUCAGAUGAUGUUCAAUCUUUAUCUGUACCAAGGUAUUGGUCAACUCCAUUAGAAAAGCUGUACUUAAAUCAUAAGACUGCUACAUAUGACACAAGAAUUAUGGUACUUGGUGGUAAAAAUUCUGGAAAGUCGACUCUCUUAAGACUUUUAUUAGAAAAAUUUACGCAAGAUAUGCGGGAUUCUACGACAAACCAGGAAGAAUUAAUAUACCUGGAUUUAGAUCCUGGCCAACCUGAGUACUCGUUACCUGAUUCAAUUUCUUUGAAUAAGAUCAUUCCUGAACCAAUCGCUUUGGGACAACAUCUUUGCCAGAGUUCAAAUUUUCAAACUUUAUUACAAUUUUACAUUGGCUCCUCUUCCCCGCAAGACGAACCUUCAUCAUACCUAAACUACGUUGAUAAUCUCAUAGACUAUUUGGAGGAACAUGUUUUUUUCGGAACGUCUUUACUCAAUUUACCUGGAUGGAUAAAAGGAUUUGGAAUGCAAAUCUUGAAUCAUGUAAUAAGAAAAUAUAAGCCAACUCACUUAGUUUUCCUAGAGACGGCAAAUUCAAAAAGGCAUCUGGAUGAGCUUUUAAUUCCUCAAAAUUUUUCUACAUCACUACGGGAUUCAUAUGUACCUGAUGUUGUUCGUAUACCGGCCCAUAAUUUAAAUAGCACCUCACCUGCUAGGUUCCACGCGUCGCAACUUCGAACCCUCAAGGUAUUGGCAUUAUUUCAUAAACUGAAUCAAUUUGACUAUGAUUUUGCUCCGCUUCUGAAAUCUGCACCUUUACAAAUUUCAUACGGUAAUGAUAAAGGUGGCAUUGGAGGCAUUCAAUUUCCCAUGGAAUUUCGAAACCUGAAUCCUCAAGAUAUUAGAUCUUCAUUGGAAGGUACUGUAAUUGGGAUACACGCAUAUUUCAGAGAAAAUCUUCUAGACGUAAAAAAUUUAGACACAUUUCCUAUUUUACAAUCGUGCACCCCUUCCAUCAAGAAUUUUAUAACGUUAGGGUUGAUACAUUCCAUUGACACAUCGCAGCAAAUAAUGAACAUUUAUGUUCCCCCCUUUCAUUCACAGAAUCUAGAUAAACAAUCCCAAGAUAUACAAUGGAUAAUCGUGAGAAAUAAAACAGAAACGCCCUUCUGUGACUUACUUCCAUCUCCCCGCACAAUUACAUGGGAUGCUAGUAUACAAAUACCGUUUGCAACCUUCGAAAGAAGGAAGAAAUUGGAGCACGUGUGGAAAGUCCGUAAGAACGUUAUGAGACGUGGACAAUUCAUGAAACGAUAA